CGCUGAUUCCACUGCUAUCAAUGCUGUCUCAGCACCCAGAGCUUCACGAUGGGAUCAAACCAGUUCGGCAGCUCCCGCUGCUCCUAUGGCCCAAAUCAUUGGUAUUGGGCCGACCUUCCAACCAACAGAGAUGGACAAGCACAACCGCUAUCUUACCGAUGCCGAACUUGACCUCUUGUUACCAAGUACUGGAUAUUUCAUCGUUCCACCACCUCCUGGCUACGCCCCUGCAUCAGCUCGUAAAUUCAUGUCGGCACCAACCCCAAUGGGUAUAACUGGAUUCCAUAUUCAAGAAGAAUCCGACGCAGCAGCUGUUGCAGCAGCAGCGGGCCUUGCUCCUGAACUUCCUACGGAGAUUCCUGGAGUCGGUACUCUCGCCUUCAUGAAACCCGAGGACGCGAACUACUUCGCCAAGAUCCUUAAGGAGGAGGACGAAUCAGAAUUGUCCGUGGAAGAACUCAAAGAACGCAAGAUCAUGCGACUUCUGCUCAAAAUAAAAAAUGGAACGCCUCCUGUUAGGAAGUCCGCCCUUCGUCAGAUCACCGACAAAGCUCGUGAAUUCGGUGCCGGUCCCCUCUUCGAUAAAAUCCUCCCCUUGCUUAUGGAACGUACUUUGGAAGACCAGGAAAGGCACUUGCUCGUAAAGGUCAUUGAUCGAGUACUCUACAAGCUUGAUGAUCUUGUUCGACCCUACGUACACAAGAUCCUAGUCGUUAUCGAGCCAUUGCUCAUCGACGAAGACUACUACGCGCGUGUCGAGGGCCGAGAGAUCAUCUCAAACCUUUCGAAAGCAGCUGGUCUUGCUCAUAUGAUUUCGACCAUGCGUCCAGAUAUCGACCACGCAGACGAAUACGUCAGGAAUACGACUGCUCGCGCCUUCUCUGUAGUUGCCUCGGCUUUGGGUAUACCUUCACUUCUCCCCUUCCUCAAGGCCGUGUGUCGAUCAAAGAAGUCAUGGCAAGCUCGACACACUGGCAUACGUAUCGUUCAACAAAUCGCCAUCAUGAUGGGUUGUGCCGUAUUGCCCCACCUUCGUAACCUCGUCGAUGCCAUUGCACACGGGUUACAGGAUGAUCAGCAAAAGGUGCGAACAAUGACUGCAUUGGCUAUUGCAGCACUGGCUGAAGCAGCGGCUCCUUAUGGCAUUGAAUCCUUCGACGAUGUUCUCAAACCACUUUGGCUUGGUAUUCGUCAACACCGUGGUAAAGGUCUCGCUGCAUUCCUCAAAGCUAUUGGCUUCAUUAUCCCCUUGAUGGACCCUGAAUUCGCAAACUAUUAUACAAAGGAAGUGACUGUCAUCCUGAUUCGCGAGUUCCAAACUUCCGACGAAGAGAUGAAGAAAAUUGUUCUCAAGGUUGUCAAGCAAUGCGCCGCAACGGAGGGUGUCACUCCUACAUACAUCAAAAACGACAUUCUACCUGAUUUCUUCAAAGCCUUCUGG
Acaulospora colombiana is the source of this 1441-nucleotide messenger RNA. The record is from the annotation of a GenBank genome assembly. NCBI's taxonomy places the organism in Eukaryota, Fungi, Glomeromycota, Glomeromycetes, Diversisporales, Acaulosporaceae.